CUGUAAAUCCAGAUACCGACCGGUCCUCCAGGGAAUGACACUUCAAACUGAACUCUUCUCUGCAGUGUAAUGGCGUCUUUUAGCAACAUGAACGCAUUUUCUCCAGCCCCUUUCUGGCAGAAUGGGCCAGCGCCUGGAGCUAUUUAUAAUUUUCCAGGACAAGUUAUUGGUCAUGAUGUUAGCCCCAUACAAGUGUCACAGUCUCCAGUGACGACUGGUACGUCAGUUGUUGGAGUGCAGUUCAAGGAAGGAGUGAUGAUUGCUGCAGACAUCCUGGCAUCCUAUGGAUCAUUGGCUAGAUACAGAAAUGUCGAACGUAUCAUCAAAGUCAAUGACAAUAUUAUUUUGGGAGCUGGCGGGGAUUACGCUGAUUACCAGUACCUCAAGAACAUGAUCGAUCAGAAAAUUCUCGAAGAGCAGUGCCUCGACGAUGGUUUUACAUUGAAGCCAAAGUCUCUCCACUGCUGGCUGACACGAGUCUUGUAUAAUCAGAGAUCUAAAUUCGAUCCCCUGUGGAAUAAUUUUAUAAUUGCUGGGUUUGACAAUGGAAAGCCAUUUAUGGGAACAGUUGAUAAACUUGGAACAGCUUUCGUCGACCCUGUGAUUGCCACUGGUUAUGGUGCUUACAUGGCGAGUCCUCUGCUUCAUAAAAAAUACGAUGAAAAUCCAGAGAUGACUGAGGAAGAAGCCAGUCAGCUCAUCCACCAGUGCAUGGAUGUUUUGUACCUGAGGGACGGCAGAUCAUUCCCCAAAUAUCAACUGGGAAUAAUUACGAAGGAGAAGGGUAUCGAAAUAAAGGGACCAAUUGAAGUGAAGGGACACUGGGCGAUUGCUGGAAUGUAAAUCGUCGAAUUAAUCGUUUCAUUUUGCUUUAAUAAAUCGAAGAAAUCAAUCCGUCAUGAAUAAUCAUUUCUAUUUGAUAAAUAAAUACUUAUAAUAAAAAUGUCAUUGAAAGCUCUUUCAA
Molecule: messenger RNA, 964 nt
Organism: Fopius arisanus
Lineage: Eukaryota; Metazoa; Arthropoda; Insecta; Hymenoptera; Braconidae
Gene: Prosbeta7
Product: proteasome subunit beta type-4
Exons: 5
Coding region: 70-843 (257 amino acids)
Cellular component (GO): proteasome core complex
Source: RefSeq, a predicted model, not a curated record